CACAACAAGACGAAACACAAUGGUACCAGGGUUUACUCGGACGGUGACGACGGCGCACCGCGAGCUGCCGUCGGGGAGGAGCGUGGCUGCGGCCUCGGUGGACGGCCUCAAUGAGGCGCAGAGGACCGCUGUUACCACGCCAGCGGAUGUCGUGCAGAUUCUUGCGCCGCCGGGAUCGGGGAAAACUCGCACGUUGACCUCGCGCGUAGCAUACCUUUUAUCAGAGCCUUUAUGCCUAAGCCCGCAGAACGUGAUCGUCGCCACGUUCACAGUCAAGGCGGCAAACGAGAUGAAAGAGCGGCUGUCGAAGCUCGUCGGCGAGAGUGUGGGGCGGCGUCUGCUCCUUGGAACAUUCCACAGUAUCUGUCGGCGGUACCUCGUCAAGUACGGACAUCUUAUCGGACUCCGCCAGGGCUGGGGUAUCGCCGAUUCCGGCGAUUCGAAGGCGAUUUGUAAGAGGAUCAUAAAACGGAGGGGGUUGGGCGAGUCGGUAGAUCCGAAGCAGCUGCAGUCCAGGAUAUCCCAUUUCAAGGCGCGGAAUAUGGAGCCGAUGACGAAUGCGUAUCCCACCGUGCAGUCGACGAAUCCAGCGGCGAGUACGCAGAAGUCGACACAGGCUAGGCAGAAGGAUAUUGCUACGGAGGAUUUUGUGUUGUUGUAUGAGGACUACCAUGCGCAGCUAGAGUCGUCGAAUUUGCUGGACUACGACGAUCUCCUCGUGCGAUGUCUGGAGCUGCUGAGGGAGAAUCCCGAGUGUGUCAGUAACAUCGAGGCGUUGUUGAUCGAUGAAUUCCAGGACACGAACGUAGUCCAGUACGAGCUGAUGCGGAAGUUCUCCUGGAAGUAUCAGCGGAUCACUGUGGUUGGCGAUCCAGACCAGAGCAUCUACGGCUUCCGCGCCGCAGAAAUCGGGAACGUACGUAGGAUGCAGCGGCAGUAUCCGGACACCCUCGUGGUGAAUCUGGAAGAGAACUACCGAAGCUCCGCGAGUAUCCUGCAGGCCGCAUUGGUGGUUAUACAGCAGGAUGGGAAUCGCAUCGAUAAAGCCCUGACCGCGACGCAUCCCAUCGGCCCGAGUCCAGUUCUACGGAGGGUUGCCUCUGCGGCGGCAGAGGCCGAGUGGAUCGUCGGCGAGAUCAAAAGGUUGCGCGCCGUUACCGCCGGGAUGAUUCCGCUCGAUGGUGUGGCGAUUUUGGUGCGGUCAGCGCAUCUGACGAGACACGUCGAGACAGUUCUCACUCGUCAGGGCAUGGCGUACAAAAUGGUUGGGGGAACGAGGUUCUUUGAUAGGGCGGAGGUCAAGAUUGUGGUCGAGUAUCUCCGGGUGCUCCAGAAUCCAGCGAACAAUGAUGCGGUGGUGCGGAUCAUCAAUGUUCCAUCGCGCAAAGUCGGGGAUACUACGGUGAAGGGAUUACUCGAGGACGCAGAGAAGAAGAAGAAAAGUCUAUGGGACUCUGUGUAUCGCGGGGUGUGCGGGCAUUCCCCGUGGGGCACGAAAGUGGCCAAGCUCGCAGAGAAGGGGAUGGAGUCUUUCGUCGGGUUGAUGACCAAGGUAAUGGAAAAACUGGACGAUCCGGAAACCACCCUGGCGGAUCUCGUAGAGAAUCUCCUGGCCAAGUUGAACUACGCGGCGUACAUACACAACCACUAUCCGGAGGAUUUCGACAGCCGCUGGGCGAACGUCCAGGAGCUUAUCGCCCAAGCACGGGAAAUCAGACUCGACGAGGAUGACGAAGCUCUGCCGGAUAUCGACGGGCUGCAACAGCAAGUGGGACCUCGGAAAACUCCCAGGGCUGCACUGGAGCGGUUCCUAGCAAACGCAGCACUCGUGAACGAGAGACAGCGGCGGCUUGCCGGCCCAGAUGAGAAGGUGGCGGAGAUUAUGAUCAGCACCAUACACGCAGCCAAAGGCCUCGAGUGGCCUGUAGUUUUUGUCCCAUCUGUCUACGAAGGCUCGAUUCCGCACUUAAGAGCAGAAGAUGUCGACGAAGAGCGACGACUGCUCUACGUUGCCAUGACCCGAGCACAGGCACUGCUCUACCUAUCGUGCCCAUUCCGCUCGGGGGAGAAAGUCAAAUUGUCGUCGUUCAUCGAUAAGCCGAAUAUCAAGAACCGGCUUAUGAGCAACAAAGCCUCGGACCUGUCGUUCUCGAACGUUCAGACACUGGCACAGAUCCUGUCGGCACGGUGUCCGACAGAGAUAGAAAUCGAAGCCGUGGUCGAGAGCAGCGGGAUACAGUCGCGGUGCGACGAUGUCAUCUCCGACAAAGACCCGGAUGAUAAAGAGGAGAAUGAAAAACGGGCUGUGCGGGAGAAUAAUAAUUAUCGGGAGAAUGGUAAUUAUCGCAGCAAACCCGAUGUGCCACAGUUCCAGAGUGCUAGAGCUUGGACCAAUAUCAGCACCACCACCACCGAAGACCGGAUACGCCAUAAAGCGACGACCGAGAACAAGAUCGGAUUCCGCAGUGCCGGAAGCCAUCUCUCCGAGCUCAAGAAACAGGGGGUGGAUUUUGCCUGCGAGGCGGAUAAGGACCUUAAUGUGAGGAGAACCUCGGAUGCGAGGAUGAUGCAGAAUUCGACUGUUUCCACAAACAGAGCUGUAUCAAUUACCAUCAUCGAUACAUGUACAACUACCACCACGAAGAAAGGAAAGCCGGUGGCUUCUAAAUCCUCACGACCGGCAGGUCAGGGGACACUAAUGGGCUUUCUAACCAAGAAGCCACCGCCGCCCAAACCGGCCACAGCCACAUCAGCCGUCCGAACCAUAGCCCCAGACGUCUCCCUACUGGAGCAAGUGCAGUCACUCCCAGCACCUGUUAUUCCCAAGCGAGCCGGUGGAGACUUUAUCCUUCUGUCGUCAUCGCCACCGAGAAAAGUCAAAAAACGCCGGACAAAGCCCGAAACGACAAAGAUGAAGCACGUGCAGCCUGAGGAGCAGGAGGACGAUCAGGAAAUUCCACCUAGCUCACCGGUGUUUGGAGCUUUCUGUGAGGAUAUGCAGCAGCAUGAACCUCCUCCUCCUCCUCCCCCUCCCUUUCCUCAAGCGAUAGCAUUCGAGAUAGACAUGGAGGAUAUACGGGAGGAGGCCACCUUACCGAAGUUGGUGCAGGAGACGUCAAUGUUGCCGCCCAAGAUUCCAUUGGCGGGGUCGCAGAGAGGUGUGAAGAGGACUUUGGGGAUUAGGAGAAGUAUGAACGGGUGGGAGAAUAGACAGCGACGGUGAAUGGAGUUUUGCAUUACUUACUUACUUAUGUACAUAUGGGAUCGAUCCUGUGAUAGAGGGCUUUUCGCUCAUCAACAUUUAUAGCGUUUACUAGGCGCACGUAAAAGAAGGGGG
Tricharina praecox is the source of this 3337-nucleotide messenger RNA. RefSeq names its product P-loop containing nucleoside triphosphate hydrolase protein. The coding region runs from base 20 to 3223 and encodes 1067 amino acids. The transcript is spliced from 3 exons. Gene Ontology annotation, molecular function: hydrolase activity; 3'-5' DNA helicase activity; ATP binding. Lineage: Eukaryota; Fungi; Ascomycota; Pezizomycetes; Pezizales; Pyronemataceae. Gene Ontology annotation, biological process: recombinational repair. Gene Ontology annotation, cellular component: nucleus. The record is from RefSeq and is a predicted model, not a curated record.